Molecule: messenger RNA, 1660 nt
Organism: Closterium sp. NIES-67
Lineage: Eukaryota; Viridiplantae; Streptophyta; Zygnematophyceae; Desmidiales; Closteriaceae
Source: the annotation of a GenBank genome assembly
GGAGUGUCCCUCUCCCCGCGCUACCCAACGCCCAUUCUCGUCGCCCCCCUCCCUCCACGUCACUCUCCACGAACCUCUCUCCCCCCUUUCCUCAGUGUCCCUCGAGCGUCAUUCGCCCUUCCUCAAGGGAGCCGGGUCGCGCUAUGGCAAGCAGCAGGGCAAGGGCGUCGCUGGUCCCACGCCAGCGCUGCAUGCUGUGGCGGGGCCACGGUAGGCAUGGCUGCUCUUCUCGUCGUGCUCCGGGCGGCGCUGCUGAGCACAGCGAUACUGCUGCUCGUAGUGGCGCUCACUCCCGUGCCCCGUCCCGCGCAGCUUCGGCGAUAUAAGAGGCCGCCAUGGAUCCGCAUUACACACCCCGCGUGCGCUCCCAGUGCUCCUUCCCACCAUCGCAAGCACCGUGCCUCCGUGCCCGCUGUCGUGGAGCACCUGCUGCCACCGCGCCUCCUCUAGCGCACUCAUCGCUCUCCCCUCCUCCCCUCGCCAUCUCCUGACCUUCGUCCACGUGGCACCUCUCCCCAUGGCGGCAUCCGUCGCAGCUCGCGCGCUGUGCCCGGCUGUCCUCCAUUCGGCUGGCGUCCGCCAGCUCUCCGCGCACCCAGAUGCCGCUGCGCGCCCCUCAUUGCCGCCGUCACAGCCGCGCUUUUGCGCCACGGCGGGCCGCAGGCGGAGCGGCGUGACCUGCCGCGCCGUGGAGGCGCCGCCGCGAGAGGCGGGGUUCGGCCAGUGGGAGCGCGAUGACGUGGCGGGCGGAGGGGCAUUUGGGGAGCGGAUGGUGCAGACGAUGCGGCGAGAGGCGCCGGGGGGGGAGGCGGGGGAGCAGUGGGCGGCGGGCGAGGAGGAGAUGGCGGUGAGCGUGGAGUGCGACGAGAACGGAUGCCUCAUGGUGCUGGCGGGCGACGGCACGCCAAGGCACACGCACGGCGGGGAUAGCGCACGGCAGCACCUGCACUGCGACCUCUCUGGGUGCCAGUACUCAUCGGUGGCGGCGGCGUCGGAGUUCCGCGUGCUGGAGGGCAACGGCUGGCGCCUGGGCUUCGAGACCACGCCCGCCUCGCUGCACGCCGCCGCCGCCAUGGUGGGCGCGGGCGGGUGGAGCGUGUCGCUGUCAGCAGCCGAGUUCGACGACUUCUGCAAGCUGCUGCAGAUGCUGCGCCGUGCGUUUGUCAUCAUGGACAGCGAUGACGUCACCACCUUGAAUGAAGGCGCAAGCACAGCUGCAGGCAGUGAAGGCUCGAAUGAAAUCGGCAUGCAGUUGGAGCGCGGCAGUGUGUGGAUGGAGUGUGUGCUGCACCGCGACAAGCUCUCCGCCCUCAACCGCUUCCUCAACCUUGGAGCGGCGCACAGCAACGCCGCCUUUGCCAUCCGGUUCGUGCUGCGAGGGUCUGCCACCCAGCGACAGGCGGAGGGCAGCUGGCCGGCGGAGGCAGUGACCGACAUGCUGAGGAAGAUAGACCAACUCUCGGGGCUGGGGGCAGCUGCUAGCAACUAGCCCACCCACACAUGCACUCGCUGGAGUGCCCGUGCUGCCUUUAUCGUUGGUAGACUAGACACCAAUCUACUUAGGUGUGAGUUGUGGCUUGGUACCAUUGUGCUGCUUUGUUUUGAAAAUUAGAACACUAGAAGAGAUUUGAUCUUCUUUAAACAAACUGUGUCAAACAUA